This is a messenger RNA of Sinocyclocheilus grahami, 887 nucleotides long. Its product is annotated as CUB domain-containing protein 1-like. Bases 327 to 887 code for a protein of 186 amino acids. The transcript is spliced from 4 exons. NCBI's taxonomy places the organism in Eukaryota, Metazoa, Chordata, Actinopteri, Cypriniformes, Cyprinidae. The record is from RefSeq and is a predicted model, not a curated record.
AUACUAGUGCUCACACAAAUACAGAGUGCAAAGUUUGCGUCAGACAGGACACACAACAGUUGUGCCAGUCAUCUGUGGUCCUCAGAAGUGACACGCUUUUGGAUUUCAGCUGCUCGCAGCCAGAGAAUGUAUUCACCGUACAGAUCAUCAUAGAUAAUGUGAUAUAUAACAUCGAACCCAAAGAAUACAAUGCUUUUCAAAAGUUCAAUCGCACCUUCAUCUGGAAUCUGAAGCCGCCGGCUACAAAGAGCUUACAUUUGAAUUUCACUAGUACUGGUUUACGGCAGAUUCAGCCCACAGACAGCUGCCCAGACAAACACGUUUACAUGCUCGCAGUGGAGGAUGUCAGCGUUGGAAGGUUUUGUCCGAAUGGAACUAUUAGACAAGUCGAUGUGCGUCACGUUGGCAAACUGUCUUUGGAAGUGUCUGGAGGUCGAGCUCUGGACAAGAAGGUUAUCGGUGUGUCACUGGGACAUCUCAUUAACUCACUGGCUAAUUUCCAUGUUGUUCUCCCAGAGAAGAGUUCAACCCAGGACUUCUUUACCCCAAUCGCUUUUCCUGAAAAUGCAGAGACAAUGUGGUAUUUUACUGUUCCCCACGCGUACUACACUGAUGUGCGCAUUCUGAGCUACACUGUCCCAACAUGCCUCCAACCUGAAAACAUCCCUACAAUGAAGUACACUUGGCAGGGCAAAGAGCCUCUGGUGAAACUGAUGAAUGUAAGCCAGCCGUCGGUGGAGCCUGGAAACUUUAAUCUCUCCAUAAAGAACUGCAAAAUAUCUGGGCCACAGCCUCCAUCGCAAGGCCUAAUGGUGCACGUCCAGAUCUCUGCCAUCAAGAGAAGCAAGGGUUAUUCCGUGUCAACUCAACCAGAGGCCUCUGGCUAA